This is a messenger RNA of Egretta garzetta (little egret), 1277 nucleotides long. RefSeq names its product heat shock 70 kDa protein 12B-like. The transcript has 7 exons. Lineage: Eukaryota; Metazoa; Chordata; Aves; Pelecaniformes; Ardeidae. The annotation marks the transcript as partial. The record is from RefSeq and is a predicted model, not a curated record.
AUGGCGAUGCUCCUGGAGCCCGGGAUGCAGGGUCUCAGGAUGGGUGCCAAGGGCGAGCGGUGCCCCACACCGUCCCCCCCCGGCUCCCCGGGGACGCCCCACGACAGUUGCAGCAUCGCCCCGCUGACGCCCUCCCCGUCACCGGUAAGGCCCCGAGGUUCACGAGCUCCUGUCUGCAGGAAAUGGGAAGGAGGGGACCCGGGGGUGGCCAACCAGAAGACCCCCACCAGCCUCCUGCUGACGCCGGAGGGCACCUUCCACAGCUUCGGCUACACCGCCAGGGACUACUACCACGACCUGGACCCCGAGGAAGCCCGCGACUGGCUCUACUUCGAGAAGUUUAAGAUGAAGAUUCACAGCACCAGCGACCUCACCCUGAAAACAGAACUAGAAGCCGUCAACGGGAAGAAAAUGCAAGCGCUGGAGGUGUUCGCCCACGCACUCGGCUUCUUCAAGCAGCACGCCGUGCAGGAGCUGAAGGACCAGUGCCCAUCGCUGCCGGAGAGGGACGCCAUCCGCUGGGUCAUCACCGUGCCUGCCAUCUGGAAGCAGCCGGCCAAGCAGUUCAUGCGGGAGGCAGCCUACAAGUCAGGGGGGCCCUACGGGGCGGUGGGGGUGGACCUGGCCUUCGAGAAGCUGCUGUGCCACAUUUUCGGGGAGGAUUUCAUCGCCACCUUCAAGGCCAAGCGCCCGGCCGCCUGGGUGGACCUGACCAUCGCCUUCGAGGCCCGCAAGCGGGCGGCAGCCCCCUCCCGCACCAGCCCCCUCAACGUCUCCCUGCCCUUCUCCUUCAUCGACUUCUACCGCAAGCACCGGGGCCAGAACGUGGAGACGGCCCUCAAGAAGAGCAACUUCCUGGUGGGGGGCUUCGCCGAGUCAGCCAUGCUGCAGCGCGCCGUCCAGGCGGCCUUCGGCCCCACCUGCCGCGUCAUCAUCCCCCAAGACGUGGGGCUGACCAUCCUCAAAGGGGCCGUGCUCUUCGGCCUCGACCCCACCAUCGUCCGCGUCCGCCGCUCCCCGCUGACCUACGGCGUGGGGGUGCUCAACAAGUUCGUGGAGGGGAAGCACCCGCAGGAGAAGCUGCUGGUGAAGGAGGGCAAGAACUGGUGCACCGACAUCUUCGAGAAGUUCGUCUCCGUCGACCAGUCCGUGGCGCUGGGGGAGGUGGUCCAGCGCAGCUACUGCCCGGCCCGGCCGGGCCAGCGCAAGACCAUCAUCAACAUCUACUGCUGCGCCACCGACGACGUGGUCUACAUCACCGACCCCGGCGUGCGCAA